This is a messenger RNA of Colletotrichum destructivum, 1928 nucleotides long. RefSeq lists its product as uncharacterized. Gene Ontology annotation, cellular component: fungal-type cell wall. The coding region runs from base 663 to 1631 and encodes 322 amino acids. The record is from RefSeq and is a predicted model, not a curated record. Gene Ontology annotation, molecular function: structural constituent of cell wall. Gene Ontology annotation, biological process: fungal-type cell wall organization. The transcript has 3 exons. Lineage: Eukaryota; Fungi; Ascomycota; Sordariomycetes; Glomerellales; Glomerellaceae.
UCUGGCUCUCUCUCUCACUUUAGCUUUCAGAAAUUCAACUCUUCUAUCAUUGCCCAUUCUCUCGUUCGGAGCAGGAGGUGUCAUACAUCAACAGGCCUGCCAAGCCUCCUUCAUUGAAACCCACUUUCUCCCAUUCGUUUUGCUUCGUUUUGCCUGUCCCCAGCAUCUCGACACUCAUCCACCCUCCGUGUGGCAACAGUUUGAAAGGGCCAAGAGUCGACAGCCGCCGCACAACUCACACGCCUCAGCCGAGAACUACCAGCAAAGGGGGAACAAAGCCUUCUUCCGCCUUUCGGUGUUCCCACCAUCACAGCUCCCGUGAUCCCACGAGGCAGCGGCACAAGAGGAAACCCCACGUCAACUUGCACCCGCCUCUCUUGUGUGAUUCCUGAACGAGGUCAUAGUUUGACAAAGCGGGUCAGGAGUCUCUCUCUUGAGGGUACAAGUCUUGCCGCCCUGGGCUAAAAACAAAAACAAAUCUGGGUUGUGGGCGAAAAAAGAAAAUAAGAAGUUUUCUCUCUUCUCACCACAUCACCACCUCUCUUCUUGGCACUUUGGGCUACCACCACCACCUUGAACGACCGCCAGAUCAUCAUCAAACCUCUCACAAACAGGCUCACCGCCACUCUCCAGAUCACCAAACAAGACUUCAGACAAGCAACAUGCGUUUCUCUGCGCUCAUCACCUUCGCCCUGGGUGGCAUGGCCGUCGCCAUGCCCCAGGCCUCCGUCUCCGUCGGUGGCGCCUUGGCUCCCAAGGACGGCCCUCCUUCCGGCUGCGAGACCAACUUUGAUGGAAACUUCGGUCUCACCGUCGUCGAGCUCGGCAAGCGAAGCCUUGACAAGCGAGGCGCUUGCACUGGCGCGGGCUCCCUUGACCUCACUCUCAAGGACAGCGUCUUGACCGACUCUCAGAACCGUACGGGUUCCAUCGUCGCGAACUUCCAGUUCCAGUUCGACGGUCCUCCCCAGGCCGGUGUCAUCUACACCUCGGGCUUCUCUGUCUGUUCCAAUGGCUCUCUCGCUCUCGGUGGAUCUACCACCUUCUACCGCUGCCUCUCUGGUAACUUCUACAACCUGUACGACCGUCACUGGGCCGAGCAGUGCUCCCCCAUCCACCUCUCUGUCCUGCCCUGCGGUGAGAACGCCCCUGUCCCCUCGGGUGGCCAGAUCGUCGGAACCACCAUGGUCGCCACUACUCUCGUGACCGUCAUCGAGGAUGGCCAGCCGCAGGUGGUCCCCACCACCAUUCCGGUUCCCAUCUGCCAGAUCGACGAUGGCCAGAUCCAGGGUCAUACCACUCCGUGCGGCGAGCUCCCGCCCAUCACCCGCACCGCUUCUCAGCCCGAUGCCAGCCAGCCGCCCUACACUCCUCCUGGAACUCCCGUCGCGCCGCCUACUACCGCUACCGCUACCACUGCGCCCACUGUUCCGCCUGUCCAGUCGACCCCUCAGGUCUCGACCGUUCCGUCCAACACCACGGCGCCCGUCAACCCGCCCGGCGCGACCUCGACUUCCCCCGCGGGCACGACCACUCCGGUGGCUCCCCCCGUCGCUGCGGGCCAGAGCCUCGCUCCGGCCUCGCUCCUCGCUCUCGUCGCCACGCUCUUCGCGGCUCUGUACAUUGUCUAGAGAGGCUGCCCUCAGCACUGGAAAGUACUUAAUUGGUCUAGGCGAAGGGGUUCAGUGCACACAUUUCGCGACUUCUCACAGUCUUGCCUUGCAUUCGGCAGCUUUUUAAUGGAUGAUGACGAGAUACGGACUUCUCUUUUUUUACUUUCUGGGCGUGGGGACUGGAAAGGAAGGGUUUGCACGCUUUUGCAGACCGGAGUAGGGGCCUUGGCAUAGCAUGGCAUAGCAUGGCAUGGCAAAUAGAUCCCCAGAUCGGUAAUUAGUACCAAUACAACGAUAACAGCAGACUGUUUGUAC